AUGGCAGAAGUAUCCAAACCAGUCUACACAACAUCCUACAAGCCCCAUCCCAGCGAGAGGAUGAAGGCAGCCACUUGGACAGGCACCAAGUCCAUUGAACUGACCAGUGUGCCCAAGCCCACCAUCACCGCGCCCGCAGAUGCCAUCGUGCACGUCACCCACUGCACCAUUUGCGGCUCGGAUCUGCACAUGUACAACGGCGAUAUGAACAAGGUUAUGGAGAAGGGGCUCAUCAUGGGCCACGAGGCUAUCGGCAUCGUCGAAGAUGUCGGUCCUCAGGUUAAGACCCUAAGCGCAGGAGACCGAGUUAUCAUCCUGCCCGUCAUUGCCUGCGGAGACUGCUUCUACUGCAAGCGCAAGGAGUACUCCCUGUGUGACCGCACCAACCCCUCCAAGGAGUUGGAGCAGAUGUACGGCCAUCGCCUGUCGGGCAUCUUUGGUUACUCUCUGAUCACAGGAGGAUAUCCUGGAGAUCAGGCAGAGUAUUGCCGCGUGCCCAACGCUGACCUCACUUGCAUCAAAGCCCCCAAGGACAUAGAGGCUAGUAAGCUCGUUGGCCUCGCCGACGUGACUCCUACCGCCUGGCACGGCAACGAGCUGGCCGAGGUCGGCGAGGGAGAUGUCGUCGGCGUCUGGGGCUGCGGUGCCGUUGGUCUGUCGAUCCAGCGUCUUGCGAAGCUGCGUGGAGCCAGCAAGGUCUAUGCCAUUGACAAAGACGAGCAGCGCCUGAAUAAUGCCAAGUCGAUGGGCAUGAUCCCCAUCAAUGUCAAGGAGCACUCUGAUCCUGCCGACUACAUCUUGUCCAUUGAACCCCAAGGGCUGGACCGUGGGAUUGAGGCGAGCGGCUUUAGGAGCACCAACUCAACUGCCCAUGCUACUAUGAGAGCGUUGGGAGUCGAAGGGGAUAGCUCUGAUACGGUCAGCGCAGCUAUCAAGGCAACCCGUAAGGGAGGUAAUGUUGCGUUGAUUGGAGACUUUUUCUACAACACUAACAACUUCCCCAUCGGAAUGUUGAUGGAAAAGGGUAUCACCCUGCGCGGAGGACAGCUCUACGCCCAGAAGUACUUCCCGCUUCUUCUAGACCUUGUCGUCGAAGGGAAAUACGAUCCCUCUUUCAUGUUCACUCAUCACGAUAAGUUCGAGAAUAUCUCCAAGAACUAUGAUGCCUUCUUUAGUCACAAGACGCCUGGGGGAUUGAAGAUUUGCCUCUCAACUGCGUUUGGACGGGCACAGACUGGGGGUUCCGUUUGA
Molecule: messenger RNA, 1251 nt
Organism: Fusarium mangiferae
Lineage: Eukaryota; Fungi; Ascomycota; Sordariomycetes; Hypocreales; Nectriaceae
Exons: 4
Coding region: 1-1251 (416 amino acids)
Molecular function (GO): zinc ion binding; oxidoreductase activity
Source: RefSeq, a predicted model, not a curated record